Ipomoea nil (Japanese morning glory) is the source of this 1930-nucleotide messenger RNA. RefSeq lists its product as uncharacterized. The record is from RefSeq and is a predicted model, not a curated record. The transcript is spliced from 2 exons. NCBI's taxonomy places the organism in Eukaryota, Viridiplantae, Streptophyta, Magnoliopsida, Solanales, Convolvulaceae. Bases 73 to 1845 code for a protein of 590 amino acids.
UUAACCAUUAUCUUUUUUUGUAAUCCAGAUCCAGAUAGAAUAUUAAUCUGCUCCAGAUUCCUUCUUCCCGAAAUGCAGACUCAGAGCCUUACUGUACCUAAAACCCUAAACCCUCCUGUUCUAUUCACCUCAUUUCUACCCAAAUUCCCAAACCCUCUUCUUAGAGGCAUUAUUCCAAUCCCCUCCUCCUCCUCCUCCACCGCCAAGACCUCAAAAUCCCUAGUUAUCCAAUCCCAAAAUGCGGGCAAGGGAAGAGAUAUCAGACCCUUCGCCGGCAGGAGCAAAGGGAAGCCCGGCAUGCCCUCCAAGGGCCGCAUCGAAGGGAACGCCGAGGUCCGGCGGGAGGCGAAGCGGAACGCCCGCCUGAGAAGCAAGAAAAUGGCGGAGAGCUUGUUCUACAGGCUCAAGAAUCCGCACGGGAACUACCCGAAUAACUUCUCGGAAGAGGAGCUUCAGAUGAUUGGGUUGGGGUACGAUAGAAUGGUGAGGUUCAUGGAGAAGGACGACCCCAAUCUUAAGCACCCUUAUGACUGGUACAAGUAUGGGGAAUUCGGGCCGUAUUCCUGGCGCGGGGUGGUUUUGGGCGACCCGAUUCGAGGGGGAAUGUCAGAUGAAUGCGUGACGAUGAUGGGAGAGGUUCGAGACCAGGAAGAGUGGGAUAAGAUUGAGCAGUUUGAUAUGACUCAGGAUUUUCUUAAAGGAUUGAAUUCAAUGGAUGAAAACGUGGGUCGCAGGUACUUUUGGGUGUUUGUUAGGCAUCCAAGGUGGAAGACCUCGGAUUUGGCAUGGGAGCAGUGGACUUUGGUGUCUGAGGUUGUUGUUGAGGCUGGGAAUCAGAGGUUGGAUAAAUGGAGUUUGAUGGGAAGGCUUGGGAAUUACUCGAGAAGGUCGAUUACUCGAUGUGCAGCUUGGAUGAGGCCCGACAUAGUAUACGUUAAGAGGCCAGUGUAUCAAUGCAGGUUUGAGCCACAGGACGAGUUUUUCAAGGCCUUGACGCCAUUGCUCGACCCACAGACUGAACAGGAUUUCUUGUUCGAGUUGAACAAGGACGAUGGAUCUAUAGAGCUGUGCACUUAUUUUGCAGGGUUGUGUAAGAUUGUGAAGGUGAACCCUAAGGCGUUCGUGGAUGAUGUGGUGAAAGCUUACGAGAAGUUGAGCGAGGAGAAGAAAUCAAAGUGUAUGGAGUUCUUGCUGCAGAACCAUCCGGUUCCAUUGCUGCAUCCUUACACGAGGGAGUGGAAGACGAGGUUGGAGGAGAUGGAGUUGGGGUGCGAUGCACCAGACGAUGAUGAUUAUUAUCGAGGAGGUAGUAAGAAGGGGGAGGUCGAGAUUGUGGACUGGAUUGAAGAUUACGGAAAUGAAGAUGGUGAAGAUGACGAUGAAGAUGACAAUCAAGACGAUGAGAUUUUGGACUCUGCCGAGGAAGAGGAAGAUGGUGAGGAUCCAGAAGAGGAUCCUAAGUUUUGGGAAGAUGAGUUUAACAAGGCAAUGACUAGUACUGAAGCAAUGGAGAAGUUUGCAAAGAAAUAUAUGGAGAAAACUGAUGAGUACUAUGAUGAACAGAUGAAAGCAUAUGAAGCGAGUAGAAAACAUGGAGAUGCUAAAGGCGUUAGUAAAGACGAUGGGGAUGAACUGGCAUUGAGAGGUGUUAGGGCAAAAGUUAGUCCAGAAGAAUGGAAGUAUAUUGGAAUUGGUCCAUGGAAGAAGAAGAUAAAGAAAAGUAAAAUCCCUCCUGAGCUAUUCCUGCGAUCAGCUGUCAGACCAUUCACUUACAAGAAUCUGGUGAAGGAAAUUGUUCUGACCAGACAUGCAUUAGUAGAAGGUGAGAUUGGAAGGGAAAAGUAAUAAUAAGGUUAGACAACUAUGUACCAAAACACAAACAACAUCUUCUCUUUGGUUAUAUUAUGCAAGCCAGCAAGUUUUUGUGUAA